AUGACCAACCACAGUCUUAUGUUCUCAAACUCUCCAUCGAUGGUUAUCCCAGACUCCAAGGAGCUGAACAUCAAUAAUAAUAUAGGAUUAAGCGAAGAUGCCUAUAUCCAACAUCUUAUUGCGGCUGUGGAAAAGAGACCGGUGCUUUAUAAUGUUCAUCUACUCGAUUACAAAAACAAAAAUAAGAAGGGAGAAGCGUUCAAGGAGGUUCAAAAUGUGAUGAGAGCUGCUGGGUGCAGCGAAAAUCAAGGUAAAAACAUAAAAAAAUAACGCCGGGUUAAUAGUAAUUGCAAAAAAUAAUCUUGGGCAUAUAAUUUCAGUUCAAGGGACCUACAAGAAAUGGAUAUCGCUAAAAAGAAAAUUCCGGGUCGAAUACUUCAAACCAAAGAGCGAAGACACCCGGGAAGCAUCUUGUUCAUUCCCCUAUUUCGAAUCCCUCAAAUUCUUAAUCCCUUACUGCGAAGUCUACAAAAUGUAAGUGAAUGAAGUUUUAAAACACCUAGUAAUGACAGGUGUAAAACGGCAAACAAGAGAAAAGCUGAAGAAUAUACAGGCAUGAACAUCGAAGAGGACGAAAGCGAUGACGACCGGUAUCCACCACAAGAUGAUGAACCGUACAGGUAAAUUUACAAACAAACAAUAUUUGAGUCAGCCUCCUUUUACUAAAAUUUGGUUCUUUUGCAGUGCACCAAGCGCUCUGGACAUGCUGAUAAAUCAGAAACGAAUGAAGUUUGACACGUCGUCCUUCAUGUUCAAGAACAAUUUCCUGGAUCAACCAGAAUCUCCUCCUCGAUCUCCUUCCAACCAAACCGGGUCCAGGGCAUCUCCUCAACUCAAGAAGUCUAAUAUCUCGGCUUCGAACACUUCGACAUCCAGCUCCAGUUCUAAGGAUGUCCUCAAUUCCCUUUUUCCAUCGCCUCAGGAAGAUCUCAAUUCGGCGAUGGCGGCAGCUGCCGCUGCCUAUCUCCAGCAACCACCGGACGAUUCCCCCAAUGCCCUGUUCGGUCGUCUUGUGGCCAAUGAAUUGGACAAACUGCCUCCACCGAUGCAUAACAUCAUCCGAGCCCAGGUUCUUCUUCUCUUGGCCCAAUGUUCCCAGCAGAAUCCAAACAACCUCCAGAAUGCCUCCGACAGACUCUUCUCCUGUUUGACUCCAUAA
Molecule: messenger RNA, 1159 nt
Organism: Bursaphelenchus xylophilus (pine wood nematode)
Lineage: Eukaryota; Metazoa; Nematoda; Chromadorea; Rhabditida; Aphelenchoididae
Source: the annotation of a GenBank genome assembly